ACGAAAUUUCACUACGCAACCGGUACAAGUUUCGAAAAAGGGCGACUCCUAAUCCUCUGAAGAUCGUUUGUUCGCGCGAGAUUUGAUUGUUCGGUGUGAUACUUGGUGCAAGGAAAAAGGGGGAAACACAGAAAUGAAGUUAAUAACAAUCGUGUACCUAACGACUGCCGUUGUCCUCGUGGCAGGUCAGAAUCUUGACGAGUGUCUCCAGCAGGACAGCAUAUCAUGCGUGCAAAAGAGCAUCUACAGGAAGGCUAAGGAGUUUUUUGGAAAGGACAGUUUAGAGAUCGUACCAGGAAUCAAUCUGAUCAGGAGUCAGGAUGCUAAUUCGGAUGGCAGGAAUGCUAGAUCCAGUAAAGAUUUGAUAUACGAUCAGGAGAUCGAUGGUGCUAAUGAUGUCGCUGAAAGACAAAACGUUCUUGAGAGUUUUGUUGGCGAGGAAGCUAGCAAUUACUUCACUGGACGUAGUUUGAGGAUCAACUUUGCGCCAGCCGUUGAGAAAAUCGGUGAGGUCGCUCGUACAAUCAGCGAUUCCAUGCCUCAAGAGAUUCGUCAGGCAGCCGAUGAGAUCGUCGAAGGACGAGUCAGAAAAUUAAAGCUUCUGAAAUCUGUGAUUCCUCUUCUGAUUGCCGCCAAAGCUAAAAUCGGUGCACUUGCUACCAUUGCUUACUUUUUUAUCGCGCUGGUUGCCAAAAAAGCUAUCUUCGCAUCACUCAUUUCCAUUGCAAUCUCUGCCUUUAUCGGAUUGAAAUAUCUCUGGUCUUCUAAAUCUGGCUCCAGCUUCACUCCCUAUAAUAGUGGUUGGAGCGGUAGUGUCAGCAACGUCGGUGGUGGUUGGUCUGCACCUGUUUCUUCCGGUGGAUGGGCUACUUCCGGUUCUGGCGGUUGGGACGACGGACAUUAUGCUCAGAAUCAAGCUUAUUCUAGCUAUCAUCAUCGACGAUAGUUUCCUACGCUCAGUCGAUUUGUCGAAAUCCUAUUUCAAAUUCUUUCAUUAUUUUUGAUUAUUUCUCGACACGUCGCGCGAACAAGUAGCGGAAAAAAUGAAUUAUUUAUAUUUAUUUAUGUGUGUAUGCGAAUCAUCCGUAGUAGAAAUUCAAUCAGUUCGAAAGUGCGAUCAUCCUUUUGUACAUAAUAAUUAAUGAUAUCAACAUACUUGUUCUUAUUAUUUAGCCACGUGAGCGUUCACGAAUGGAAUGGACAAAUCAAAACGCAGAAGCUAGUCUUGCGAGUAAAGGGACGCGAGUUCAGCAAGUAUUUUCUUUUUGUGCACGAUAACACGAGUGUAUGCGCGUUGCAUCUUCCGAAUGUGUGUAAUGUCCGUACGAGAACUAACUCUCUCUCCCUUUCCUUCCUAUCCCUCCUCUGAUCGAUCUCCUUUGCUCCUCUUCUUCUUUCUGCUCACCGCAGCUCAAAACCAUCUAGUCUACCAUCAUGGAUGUACGUGGAUUCCGUUAACCUACUAGCCCGUAUAACUAUCGAUUUUAUAAUA
Messenger RNA from Vespula vulgaris, 1492 nucleotides. RefSeq lists its product as uncharacterized. NCBI's taxonomy places the organism in Eukaryota, Metazoa, Arthropoda, Insecta, Hymenoptera, Vespidae. Bases 134 to 946 code for a protein of 270 amino acids. The transcript has 3 exons. The record is from RefSeq and is a predicted model, not a curated record.